AUGCAAUCUGCACUUAUCGGACUCAACUUUCCAUUGCAACGACGGUUUUUGUCGGGCGUUCUAACCAGUACUUCCUCUGCAACGAGAUGCUAUUCCAAUGAUGUGAAAAAGUACGAAUGUACGUCUGCAGAACACAAAAAGGAGCUCGAAGAAUGCUACAAUCGACUCGAUUUAUCUUUUGAAAAUACGAAAGAGGCUUUUAAGAGCAAAUCGAACACGGAACUUGUCCGUGCUCUUGUCGUCCUCCGACUAUGCGGAGUCCAAACUCUUGUCAACCAGAAUCAAAUGAUUCUGGCCACAAUGAGACGAGUCCUCGGGAAAAAUCUUUUCAAGAAAACGCUGAAAAACACAUUUUACGGUCACUUCGUCGCUGGAGAAACCGAAGAAGAAGUGCGUCCAGUGGUUGGAAAACUCAGAAAUUAUGGAGUCAAAUCGAUUUUGGACUACUCGGUCGAAGCGGAUAUUUCGGGACAAGAGGCGACGGAUAAGACGGUCAAAGGGACGUCACAAGCGACUGUGAAACCAGCGGCGAUGACACCAGUGGUCGACGCGAAAACGCUCGAAACGACACGGGAACGGUACACUGUACAUCAAGAGUUCGGAGAUCGGCGGCAGGGUGUGGCUAGUGCAAGAACAUAUUUCUACGAAGGCGAGGAGCAAUGUGACAAGAAUCGUGACAUCUUCAAAGACUCCAUUAACGCCGUCGCCUCGGCUACAGGGAAUGAGGGAUUUGUCGCUGUGAAGGUUACGGCACUCGGAAGACCUCAACUCUUGCUGAAACUUUCUGAGGCUAUCGUUCAGACUCAGAACUUUUUCAAGGCGUUGACCGGUGGAAUGACACUUCAGGAGGGCAGACUGACGUCACAGAAGUUCACGAAGAGAUUGCAUGAACUAGGUGUGAAAACCGAUUCGGAAUCCGUGAAAAAGUUCUUCAAUGACGUUGACUUUGACUCUGACGGAAUCGUCGAUCUCCACGGAUGGAAUCAUAUUCUCGAUGAUCAUGUCAAACUGGGACAACUGUUCCAAGUGUUGAAUAUCAAGACUGGAGCACUCGAACCACUUAUCCAGAAUCUGUCGAAUGAGGAGGAGCAGGAGUUUCGAAACAUGGUGAGGAGAACGUUGGAUGUGGCAGAGUACGCGAUUUCGAAGGGUGUCAGGAUUAUGGUCGAUGCGGAGCAGACGUACUUGCAACCCGCGAUUUCGAAGAUUACGAUUGAAAUGAUGAAGAAAUACAACAAGGAUCGUGGAAACGUCUUCAACACCUACCAAGCAUACCUGAAGGCUACCCUUCAAAACAUGGAAGCUGAUAUGCAAGUGGCACGACGAGAGGGAUGGCAUUUCGGAGCGAAACUUGUCAGAGGAGCAUACAUGGAGCAGGAGAGAGCACGUGCCCAAGCGAUUGGUUAUGACGAUCCGGUUAAUGUGGAUUUCCAGGCCACCACAAAGAUGUACGAAUCAUGUCUGACACGUAUCGCCGAUGAGGUGGAUCGACGUGGCAGGACGAACGUGUCGGUGAUGGUUGCGAGUCACAAUGAGGAUACGGUACGAUUCGCGGUGAACUUGAUGAAGGAGAGAUGUAUUGCACCGUCGGAACGAGUCAUGUGUAUGGCACAGUUGUAUGGAAUGUGUGAUCAGGUGUCAUUCUCCCUCGGACAAGCCGGUUUCUCAGUAUACAAGUAUCUACCAUAUGGACCAGUUGAAGAAGUCUUACCGUAUCUCAGUCGACGUGCCCUCGAAAACGGAAGUGUGUUGAAAAAGGCAAAUAAGGAGCGUGAUCUCUUGUGGAAAGAGCUUAAACGACGAAUCUCAAAUGGCGAAUUCAAGGCCAAGCAUAAUUAG
Molecule: messenger RNA, 1839 nt
Organism: Caenorhabditis remanei
Lineage: Eukaryota; Metazoa; Nematoda; Chromadorea; Rhabditida; Rhabditidae
Exons: 9
Coding region: 1-1839 (612 amino acids)
Cellular component (GO): mitochondrion
Molecular function (GO): FAD binding; proline dehydrogenase activity
Source: RefSeq, a predicted model, not a curated record